GAGGAAAUGCUUGAGCGAGCUUGAAGGAAACAAAAGAAGACAUGGCUGAACUGUCACUGUAUCUCACAAACGUCAACGUGUCUCUAGGGCAAACUAUGGACACAGAGAAGAGCUCUAAUGUUGUGAAAGAGUUUGAAAGUGUGGAACUUGGAGAUCUGGGGAAAAAGCAGCCAAAGAUUCCUCGCAGAACAAUCUACUUUGCGAGUGGUGAAACCAUGGAGGAGUUCAGUACAGAUGAUGAGGAGGAAGAAUCAGAGAAAAAGAGCACUCUAAGUACACCUGAUCCGGCAAAGUUGACCUGGGGUCCAUACGUCUGGUUCCAAAUGUGGAAAGUGGCUACCUCUACCAUCUCAGUUUGUGACUAUCUUGGGGAGAAAAUGGCCUCACUGCUUGGAAUCACAACUCCAAAAUAUCAGUAUGCAAUUGAUGAGUACCACAGGAUGAAGAAGGAGGAGGAAGAGGAAGAAGAGGAGAACCAGCUCUCUGAGGCGGCGGAGCGGCGUUUUGACGAGCAGCAUAAUCAGCAAGACCAGCAGCCAAAGAUUGAGCAGCCAGAGGCAACUGCUUCCUUCGUGAAUAUGUCCUUUGAACUUGAACAGGAAUCCCAUACAACACCUGAUGCUAAUAAAGUGCCUGCCCCCAUUCCCUCCUAAAA
Messenger RNA from Xyrauchen texanus (razorback sucker), 655 nucleotides. It is a transcript of the gene fam177a1a, whose product is annotated as family with sequence similarity 177 member A1. The transcript has 5 exons. Bases 42 to 653 code for a protein of 203 amino acids. Lineage: Eukaryota; Metazoa; Chordata; Actinopteri; Cypriniformes; Catostomidae. The record is from RefSeq and is a predicted model, not a curated record.